Antechinus flavipes (yellow-footed antechinus) is the source of this 9712-nucleotide messenger RNA. It is a transcript of the gene ZNF865, whose product is annotated as zinc finger protein 865. Lineage: Eukaryota; Metazoa; Chordata; Mammalia; Dasyuromorphia; Dasyuridae. The coding region runs from base 974 to 4129 and encodes 1051 amino acids. The transcript is spliced from 3 exons. The record is from RefSeq and is a predicted model, not a curated record. Gene Ontology annotation, molecular function: RNA polymerase II cis-regulatory region sequence-specific DNA binding; DNA-binding transcription factor activity. Gene Ontology annotation, biological process: negative regulation of transcription by RNA polymerase II; regulation of cytokine production; regulation of immune system process.
GAGGAGGAGCUGAGAAAGUGGGAGCCGCUGAGAGGGCGGGAUUAGAGAGGAGGCGGUCCUGGGGUGGAGUCUACGAAGCCGGGGCUAAGGAAGGAGGAGCUAAGGCAACGUCCGGGUUAGAGGAGGGGAAGCCUGAGGAGGAAGGAUAGAGGCGUGACUUAGAGAAGGGGUGGGACUGAGGGGGAGGGGAGGGCAGGUUUGGGGUUGAAAGGAAGAGUGGGAAAUAAGGGGGCAGAAUUCAAAGGAACUAGGAUAGGGGGCCUGAAAGGAGGAGUUUAGAUAAGAAGGAAGCCAUGGGGGGAGGAGAGAGAAGUGUGAGGGUGACAGAUAAAGGGGAUGGGAUGGAGGGAGGGGCUUAGAGGGCGGGAGAAAGGGAAGGGACGGAAGCUGGCCCUAGUGCGCAGGUGCAGGUGGAGGCUCCGCGCAGAAGAAGGCACGCCUCUUCUCUCCGGUUCCCUCAUCCUUCACUCUCCAUCCCCGGGAGCUCUACACUUUGCGCACGCGCAGUUUUUUCCGCUCUUCCUCCCCGCCCCUUCCCCUCUUCCCUCUUCCCCCCUUCCCCCCUCCCCAGCCUUCCCUCGGAUCUCCCAGUGCGCAGGCGGAGGCUGCUUGCACACGACCCUUCGCUCCGUUAGCAGUGCGCAGGCUCAAUCUCCUCCGCUCUUCGCCCUCCCUCCCCUCUCCACGCCAGCGACCUCCUCUUCUCCCCGCUUCCAGCCGGAGUCCUUACGUUGCUUCCGCUUCCGGUGGCCGGCCCGGCGAUCGACGCGGGAGGGGGCGGGGGCCGCGGGGCGGGGGGCGGCACUUCCGGUCGGGCCUUCGGGUCUCCCCGGAGCUGCGGCACCUCCUCCGCCCGCCCGCCCCCCGGUCUGCCCCCGGCCCCGGCCCAGGGAGAGCCCCCCCUCGCUGCCCCCCCGCAAUGGGAGAUAAGGGGAGAAGCUGAGAAGAGACUCGGGGAGGGCCUGAGCGGGGAAUGGAGCAGACUUGGGGUGAGACUGACAGGAGAGGACUGCUCUCCCCGCUGCCCGCGAUGGAGGCGAACCCCGGCGGCGGCGGGGGCGGGAGCGGCGUGGGGGGCGAGGACGGCGUCCACUUCCAGAGUUAUCCCUUUGACUUUCUGGAGUUCCUCAACCAUCAGCGUUUCGAACCCAUGGAGCUGUACGGUGAGCACGCCAAAGCCGUGGCGGCCCUGCCCUGCCCGCCGGGGCCGCCUCCCCAGGCCCCCCCCCAGCCCCCGCCCCCCCAGUACGACUACCCGCCACCGCCACCGGCCUUCAAGCCCAAAGCCGAGACGCCCUCCUCGUCGUCCUCCUCGUCCUCGUCCUCGUCCUCCUCGUCCUCGUCCUCGUCGUCGUCCUCCUCCUCCGCCUCCCAGGCCAAGAAGCCCGAGCCGGCUCUGCCCCCGGGCUUCGGGGCGCCCCCGCCCCCGCCCCCGCCCCUCUUCGAUGCUGCCUUUCCCGCCCCACAGUGGGGGAUCGUGGACCUCUCUGGGCACCAGCACCUUUUUGGGAACCUCAAGCGGCCCGGGACGGCGGGCGGGCCCGGGGCCGGGCCGGCCACGCCGGGGCCCCUGCCCAGCCCCAGCCCCGGGCCCCCGGGGGCUCCCGGAAGCGGGGAGCUGGGCGCGGGCGCCAAGGACGACAAGGGCUACUUCCGCCGGCUGAAGUACCUGAUGGAGCGGCGCUUCCCCUGCGGGGUCUGCCAGAAGUCCUUCAAGCAGUCCUCGCACCUGGUGCAGCACAUGCUGGUGCACUCCGGGGAGCGGCCCUACGAGUGCGGCGUCUGCGGGCGCACCUACAACCACGUCUCCAGCCUCAUCCGCCACCGCCGCUGCCACAAGGACGCGCCCCCGCUGCCCGGGGCCCCGCAGGCCCCGCCCCCGCCGCCGCUGCCCCCCCUGGCCCCCGCCUCCUCCGCCGGCGUGGACGGCGGGCCCCCGCCCCCCGGGGUGGCCCCUGGGGCCCCGGGCGCCGGCGGCGAGGGCCCUUUCACCUGCCCCCUGUGCUGGAAAGUCUUCAAGAAGCCCAGCCACCUCCACCAGCACCAGAUCAUCCACACGGGCGAGAAGCCCUUCUCCUGCACCGUGUGCAACAAGAGCUUUAACCGCCGCGAGAGCCUCAAGCGCCACGUGAAGACGCACUCGGCGGACCUGCUGCGGCUGCCCUGCGGCGUGUGCGGGAAGGCCUUCCGCGACGCCGCUUACCUCCUGAAACACCAGGCGGCCCACGCGGCCGCCGCCGGCGCCCCGGCGCCCCGGCCCGAGUAUCCCUGCGACCUGUGCGGCAAGUCCUACUCCGCCCCGCAAAGCCUGCUGCGCCACAAGGCGGCCCACAGCGCCGCCGCUGCCGCCGCCGCCGCCGCCGCCGCCGCCGCCACGGCCCCCGAGGUCCCCAAGGACGGAACGACCCCGGCCCCGCCCCCCACCUUCCCCCCCGGGCCCUAUCUCCUGCCCCCAGACCCGCCGGGCGACAGCGGAGAGAAGGCGGCCGCGGCGGCGGCCGCGGCCGCGGCCGUGGUCUACGGGGCCGUCUCGGUGCCGCUGCUGGGGGCCCACCCGCUGCUGCUGGGGGGCGCGGGAGGCCCCGCGGGAGGUGGGGGCGCGGGGGCCGUGGGGCCGGGGGCCCCCGCCCCGGGCAAGACCUUCUGCUGCGGGAUCUGCGGCCGGGGCUUCGGGCGCCGGGAGACGCUGAAGCGCCACGAGCGGAUCCACACGGGGGAGAAGCCCCACCAGUGUCCCGUGUGCGGGAAGCGCUUCCGCGAGUCCUUCCACCUGAGCAAGCACCACGUGGUGCACACGCGGGAGCGGCCCUACAAGUGCGAGCUGUGCGGCAAGGUCUUCGGCUACCCGCAGAGCCUCACGCGCCACCGCCAGGUGCACCGCCUGCAGCUGCCCUGCGCGCUGGCCGCCCCCGCCGGCCUGGCCCCGGCCGCCGGCCCCGGGGCCGGGCAGGCCUCGGCCGCCGCCGGCGCCGCCCCCCCCGAGGGCCUCAGCUACGCCUGUUCGGACUGCGGCGAGCACUUCCCCGACCUCUUCCACGUCAUGAGCCACAAGGAGGCGCACAUGGCCGAGAAGCCUUACGGCUGCGACGCCUGCGGCAAGGCUUUCGGCUUCAUCGAGAACCUCAUGUGGCACAAGCUGGUCCACCAGGCGGCCCCCGAGCGCCUCCUGCCGCCCCCGGCCCCCGACGGGCCCGGCCCCGACGCCCCGGCCGCCGGCCUGGACAACGGGCUGGCCGGGGAGGUGGGGGCGGCCGUGGCGGCCCUGGCCGCGGGGGAGGAGGCGGGCGCGGGAGUCGGGGCGGGGGCGGGGCCCGGCCCCGGGGGCCCCGAGCGCUUCAGCUGCGCCACCUGCGGCCAGAGCUUCAAGCACUUCCUGGGGCUGGUGACCCACAAGUACGUGCACCUGGUGCGGCGGACGCUGGGCUGCGGCCUGUGCGGCCAGAGCUUCGCCGGCGCCUACGACCUGCUCCUGCACCGCCGCAGCCACCGCCAGAAGCGCGGCUUCCGCUGCCCCGUGUGCGGCAAGCGCUUCUGGGAGGCGGCGCUGCUGAUGCGCCACCAGCGCUGCCACACGGAGCAGCGGCCCUACCGCUGCGGCGUCUGCGGCCGGGGCUUCCUGCGCUCCUGGUACCUGCGGCAGCACCGCGUGGUGCACACGGGCGAGCGCGCCUUCAAGUGCGCCGUGUGCGCCAAGCGCUUCGCCCAGUCCUCCAGUCUGGCCGAGCACCGCCGCCUGCACGCCGUGGCCCGGCCCCAGCGCUGCGGCGCCUGCGGCAAGACCUUCCGCUACCGCUCCAACCUGCUGGAGCACCAGCGGCUGCACCUGGGCGAGCGGGCCUACCGCUGCGAGCACUGCGGCAAGGCCUUCUUCUACCUGAGCUCGGUGCUGCGGCACCAGCGGGCCCACGAGCCCGCGCGGCCCGAGCUGCGCUGCCCGGCCUGCCUCAAGGUCUUCAAGGACCCCGGUUACUUCCGCAAGCACCUGGCCGCCCACCAGGGCGGCCGGCCCUUCCGCUGCGCGGCCUGCGGGGAGGGCUUCUCCAACACGUAUGGCCUUAAGAAGCACCGUCUGAUCCACAAGGCUGAGAGGCUGGGAGCCGCCGCCGCCGCCGGGGCCAAGGAGUCCUGAGGGGGUCGGCCCCCCGGCUCCCCCGCUUCUGGGCGUCCUGACCAGCUCGGAGGGGCCUUUCCACCUGCCGACCCCCGACCCUUCUCCCCAAGCCUGGUAGGGGGGCUUCACUCCAUAGGGAUCUGGCCACUCCCAGCGUGAGGGAUGGACUUAAUCCUUCACCUCUCUCCCCCUCCCCCACAUCCUGGGAACUCUAGGACCCCCCUAACACCAGACUCCCUUUCCAUCUGCCCCUUUGUAAUACCACCCCCCCAAUGCCCGAACCUGUAGGAAAUGAGGCUCGUUCCCACCCACCCUGCUCACCACCACCGCCAUCUUGGAUCUGGCUGGAAUCGGGGAGGGGGAGGUGGGUCGGGAGAGACGCGGGGUAGGGGGGCUGAUUGCCGUUUGGAUGUGUGGGGAGGGUGCGGGGUGGGGGUGGGGGGGAGACGCAGUUUGUACAGACAAAGUCGGGAAUAAAUAUUAUCCUUGUGGCACGACUCCAUCCUUUGCCCUCCCUACGAGACCCAGGGCACUCGGGGGAGGGCUCAGUGACCUGAGAACUUCCUGUCUUUCCAAUCCCAAGAUGCCCCUUUUCUCUUAGUUUUCUCCCCGCACUUCCAGCCUUAAGAACAAGCCCGAGAAGGGUCCCCUGAUUCCACGCUCCUCUCCCCCUCCCCUCCCGACCCCCCCACCCCAGUCUCCCAGCUGGAGCCAGAAGCAGCAUCCCGAGGCAGAGUUCCGCCCAGCCCGCCGACCUCCACGGGUCGCUCUCCGCUCUUGUCUUGCCAGCAUCUGGGGGAACUGGCGAUAGGGAGAACUCGCCUCGAGCCCCGCCCGACCCUGACGGGACCCAGCUCUGGCCCUACCUCCCUCGUGACUUUGGGAAAGCCCUCGGCGCUGUGGAAGUCCCUCAGACCCGGCCUCUCGUCUCUUAUCCGGCCCCUUCGUCAGCCCCUCACGGGGCUCCUUUUCCUCAUUCUCCUUCAGUCUUCCAAGUCAAGUCUUCCAAAAGCUCAGCUCCGACUGUUCCUCCACCGCUCUAGGAGCUCGAGUGGCUUCCUGAUGCCUCCGGGAUAAAGCCCAGAGCCCUCUUUGCCUUUGAAAGCGCUUUACGCUCGAUCUCCCUCGGCUUCCACUCGAGUCGUCGACUCGCCCGUCCACCGUGGGCUCCUCGCCCGCUCCGUCCCGUCGCCCACCUGUCUGCCUUGCGCCGGCCAUCCGUCGCGCCGGGGAUGCCCUGUCCCGUACCAGGCCGACCUCUCCCGAUGGGUUUGCCGAUCAGUGCUUCCGAUUCACUUUGUCCUUACUUUGCACUUGACUUGUGUUUCUGUACGAUUCCUCCACCCCCUCCAUCUCCCGCCCCUGAGAGACCCCCCCCCCAGACACCCCCCCAUCUGAGGGCGGACUUUCCCGUUCUGUGCUUCCUGGUCCGGAGAUGCUUCCCGGGAUCCCGCAGCUGGGCUCCAGCUCUCCGCUCGGGGCCAGUGGGAAGAGUCGCUCUCUCCCUGGGCGACCUUGGGCAAAGCAUCGCCUUCACCUUUGGGAGCCCUCAUGCCUUCCUCUGAAAAAGGACGGGACUGGUCGGGAAGGCCUCGAGUUUUGGCUCCCUCGGCCAUUCGACGCCUCUUUCUGCCUGGCCCUGGGGCAGAACCAGCAACGAAGGCUGGGAGCCGCAACGAGGCGACCUCGGCUUGAUGACCCCCCGGUGCCGACUGCCUUCUCUCUUUGGGGAGCUCUCGCUGCUGACCACUCGGAAGCCAGGGUUGAUGGCAGGUUUUUUGCCCCACGUGGAGCGGGCCAACUGGUCCCGAGCCAGAGAGCCUGUGGCCCGACGGCUACGAGAGAUGGUUUUUAAUGAUAACGUCUACCCUUGAAUCCCAUGCUCGGUCACCGCUCGUACCAGCUCUCAAGCCCGAGGGGUUGCCGCCUCCGGCCUUCUCCAUUAGCAGACCUCCGGCCGCUGUCCCACAGCUGUCCCGAAGGGGUCCGUUAGGCAAUCUUGCCUUGGCCUUCGACGUUGCCGGCAGCCUUUGCUUCUCCCUAAUUAGCUCAGAAUCUCUUCCCUCUUCGAGGCCCCACCUCCAGCGGAGGCUCUCCUUGUAAUCUGUGAAAAGAGAGCCUGAAGUCUUCCUCAUUUCACGCCCCACAGCCUUCUCUGCGCCGUUCCCCGUUGCCUUCUUUGCCGAAGUCUCUGGAAGAGGAGCCCACUUUGCCUUCAUCUCGUUCCCUCCUUCUUCCUCUUGAGAAUUUUUCCUCCUUCAAUACUUCUUUCAGUGUCUUUUACCCAUUGGCUUCUUCCUUGCUGCCUCCAAAGAUGGCCUCACUUUUCCCACCCUGGGGGGGGAAAGGAGACCCAAACCUUCCCCUGACGUGGCCGCCUCCUCGAGCUCCCGGUCCGAGUCUGUCCCGGUGGGAAAAGGCUUCCUCUGGGCUGAAGGAGCAGGGCGUCGGACCGAUGCUCCCAAGGUCCUUUCUCUCUUGUGCUUAUCAUGGCCCAAAGCCUAGGAAGGCCUUCGUACUUACCGCUUAACGACUAUGCAAGAAACCGUGAGCGCUAGAAACAGGAGGACACGAGGGGAACGCUUGGGACUUCCCCUGUCCCAGACUCGGUGUGGACGCCAGGAGAGCAUUCGUAGCGGGUGCUCGAUGGGGGGCCGCUCGGGAGCGCGUACGUACGUGUGCGGUGGCGUCCGGCUCGGCGACCUCAGCGUGUCGGCCGGAGAGAAAUCCUGGCGCGCUGGGCCAUUUCCUUCUCAGAUCCCGUGUGUGUGUGAGUACCUGUGUCCUCCUGCACCCGUGACGCGCGCAAGGAGAGAGGCCCCAGUCGUGGGAGGGGGAGGUCAGGAAGGGACUCGGCUGCAUCGGAGCUGAGGCUGUGCGGGCCGUGCAGGGUCCUGAGAUCCGAGUUCCGGUCUCCAUCUCAGUCUCUCCAUUUGCCAAACGAAGGGAUUAGGCCCCCGAGGGCCUUCCGGAUCCAGAUGGGGGGUUCUAGGCAGCGUGAAUCCCCAGGAGGUCCCAGGCGGGUUGUGCGUGUGACAGCGAGGCCUCCGAUGUGGCUGGGCCACGGGCCUUUGAAUGGGAGACGGGAGUAGCCUCAGGGCCACGCCUGAGCAAUCUUGGGACAGGCUGCCUGUGGGACGUGGCGGUUGGGCUGAGCCUUGAAGGAUUAAGGGGACAGAGGAGGGAGAAGACUCCAGGCACGGGGAUCAGCGAGGAGGCCGGAGGUCAGAGAGUGUGGAAGGCAAUGGACCAAAUAGGGGAUUUUAUGUUGGCUCCUACAAGUGGCAGGUACUUCCGCUGCGGGGACGCACGUGUGUGCACAGCAGGGAGCACGUCCGUGGCGGAGGAUGGAGGAGAGGGACGGAGGAGGGCAGUUAUCAGAAGGUACUGCAGUGGUCCGGGGGGCAGGGGGACAGAGCUCGGACUAGGGUGGUGGUUGACCACACGAGAAGGCCAAGAGUGCGCUUCCCUUUCCAUGACGACUUCCAGCAUCUCUCUUUACUUCGUGGCUCGUUACUGCUCUUCCUUUGAUACUCAUUCUCUCCAAAUCCAUCACCCAGUCCAGAUCCCGAAGGCCCUCACGUCCUGAUCUCCCCUUGGAUAAUUUCCCUUCUUUCUCAACAAAGCAAUCUCCCUUCCCACUCCACCCCUUGCCCUUAUACUAGGAAAGCUCAGCAUGCUUAUCAAUGUUCCCCCAAAUACCUGCCCUCCCAGGUCCUCAAUUUGCUCACCUCCCACCUCCUAAUUCCCCCUCAGCUGCACACAGGGUGGGCACCGUUACCACCCUUAGUCUUCCGCUUCUGUGAUGAAGGACUUGUUAUUUUCUCUAAUCCCUCUCCUGUCCUUCCAUCCCUCCCUACGCCCUGAUUCUCCCGUCCGCUUUUUAUGCUCCUGAGCUCAGAUCUCCGGAGCCCCCGCCACGUUACGAGGCUCUCUUCCCACUCUUGACUCCUCGGUGAAUCAGUUCGACCGCACCGUCCGCUCUGGACCCUCUGCUUUCCCUACCUUAUUGCCCACCACACCUCGCCAAGCCCCAGCUCCGACUUAUUCCCGCCAUUUGCCGCCUCCUCGCAUUGCUCCUGACGUGACUUCCUCUGGCUUCUGUGAGCGUCACACGCUGAAUGGGUCCACCACACGUUUUGCUCCUAAUUUCAGUUGUGCCUUCACAGUGCAGAGCAAUUCUUUUCAUCUCCCCUAGUUGCUUCCUCAUCCCCUUCCCCGUUGGCCGUCCCAAGCCCGUACGUCCCUCAGACUUGCACAGAACUGCUGUCCCUUCGCUGUCAGCUGAGAACCUCGCUUUGUAAUUUACUAGGGAAAAACGCGAUCAUUUAGUGGGAUCUUCCUCCCUCCCCUCUCUCCUCAUCUUAUACCGUCGGCUGUUCCCUUCUCUUGUCUCCGAGGAGGAGAUGCUCCUCAACAAGGUUAACCCUUCACACGUAUCCUUGAUUACAUCGCUUGCUGUCUUCUCUCAAAUUGAGCCGCUAUCACCCCCAAUCCCCAAUCCAUCUCCUACUGCCUACAAACAUGCCAAAGUCUUCCCUGAGAAAAUCCCCAGUAUUCACUAUCACGAUCCUAAAUCUCCUCCCCUUCCUCCUAUCCUUCACAAGGGAAAAGUCCGCCCUUGCCAUCUCUCCAUCUCUCUCUCGCUCUCCCUUCUAAACCCACUACGCUUUGGCUUGAAGCCUUAGCACCCAUGGAAACGGCUCCUCCCCAAUCGCCAAGCAUCUGAUUGCCAAAUCUAAUGACCUUUCCCCCAGCCCUCAUCCUUUUUGACCUCCCUGGAGCCGCUGAGGCGGAGCAGUCUGCUCCCAGACACACUCAUCUCAUUUCUCCAGCCACUUUGACUGCUUCCUCACUAAAUAGACCCGAGCUCCCCUCCUCGUUCCACUUUGUCACCUGCUUCCCAACUUUCUCAGGAUGAAUGUCUCUGGACUUACCUAGGUGCAGUCUGGGAAAAUAGACACUUUGGCCACUACGAGGCAACUCAGAGUCUUUCUAUCUGGAUAGAAUCUACAAGAAGUUUUGCUAUCCCAGAGAAAAAAAAUCUGAGCUCACCUCAACGCUAAAAUGAAGCAUAAGGGGAGAACUUUAGGGAAGGGUUCAUCUUGAACACUUUGAGCAAUAGGGAGGGAAUCAGGGUUAAGUGACUAGCUCAGGGUCACACAGCUACUAACUGUCUGAGGUCCUAUUUGAACUUGGCUCCUCUUGACUCCACAGUUGAUUCUCUAACCACUUCACCACCUAGCUGCUCCCUGAACAUAUUUUAGAAUACUUUAAAAUAGUCCAUAUUUAUAAGUCACUCAAUCCUCAAUUUUUUUUCUUGCAGGACGGAAGAAGUGAUGUGGGAGAUUUUUAUUUGUGAAAUGAGGGGUUUGGACCGUAUCUUUCAUCUCUAAAUCCUAUAAGCCAUGAGUAGCGCGAUGGAGAACCGGGGUGUGGGAUGUCAUGGCUCUGACAGAUGUACUAAUUUUGUUGAGUAGUUUUGCUUAACUGUUUUGCAAAUGAAACUUUUUUUAAAUUAAAAGGAUGGUUGGGGUUUGGUGGACUGACUCUAAGUUCCCUAUCAACUCCAAAUCUUGACUCUUUGUGUUCUUAAAGGAA